AUGUCGUUUUCAAACGAUGCUACAAUCCAUAUACCUUUCUCUCGUGAUUUCAUCAGCGACAUAGAACUUUCGACAGCAAUUGAUGGUAUUGACUAUAGCGGUGGAGGAACAGCGACUGCUAUUGCUUUGAAAAAGGCUUACGAAGAAAUGUUCCAAGCGAAAAAUGGUGCAAGAAAAACAGGUGUGAGCAAGGUGUUAAUAAUUCUCACUGAUGGUCAGAGCAAUGGUGGAGUUGAGGGACCUGCCCUAAACUUGAAAAAUGCCGGAGUUAUCAUAUUCUCAGUUGGAAUUGGGCAGAACAUAAACAUGGACGAAUUGUAUUCCAUGGCAUCACAACCGAAAGAACAACGGGUGAUUUUGUUAGAAGAUUUCCAGGAAUUGUCGACACUGGCCGAGAAGAUGUCCUCCACUACAUGCAAUGAAAAUUUUGGCAAUCUAACAUUUCUAAUGAAAUUCUACAAAGAUUCAUCAUAUCAGCAAUCGUACAUUGAUGAUGACUAUCCGGUGUCCAAGAGCCUUUCGGAUCGUAUUCACGUUCAAUAUUCAGUUGACAGCAGUAGUAAAAGUGAUAUUGUUAUCCGAGCUAAAACCUGCCGAGCGACACCGACCAACAAACCUUACGAUCAACCUCAGCAUGUUUUUAUCGAUGAAGGAUGUGAUAAAGAUUCUACUAUCCAACACUAUACGUCGGGAUUGCAAAAGGUUCAUAGAUUUAGCAUCCAGGCCUUUGCCUUCGUCAUUAACCAUCGUUAUGUCUAUUUCCACUGUGACCUAGUCCUCUGCAACAGAAACACGGCCAAUAGUAUCUGUGCUCGGAGUACGUCAUGCCCCGGCCGAAAACGUCGUGGUGCUGAGACCGCCGACGAUGGAUCCAAGUUUUAUCAACUGUCGACAGGGCCUCUGAUAUACAGAAAAAAGAAGGAUGAAGCAAACUCUAAUGAGAAUUCCUCGUUAAAAGGUCAUGGAGUUGUGACCGGCUUGUUGUUUGCUGUUGCUGUUCUUGCGAUUGUCCUAAUCAGUAUCUUUGGCAUUUUGUUUUUGAGACGACGUCGUACAAAGUAUGAAACAUCAUCAAAUGUUCAGGUCCUUUCUAUGGAGAAUACAGCAGCAACCAAGGAAUAG
Messenger RNA from Dendronephthya gigantea, 1122 nucleotides. Its product is annotated as ZP domain-containing protein-like. The transcript is spliced from 5 exons. The record is from RefSeq and is a predicted model, not a curated record. Lineage: Eukaryota; Metazoa; Cnidaria; Anthozoa; Malacalcyonacea; Nephtheidae. The coding region runs from base 1 to 1122 and encodes 373 amino acids.